Teleopsis dalmanni is the source of this 5537-nucleotide messenger RNA. Its product is annotated as kinase D-interacting substrate of 220 kDa B-like. Lineage: Eukaryota; Metazoa; Arthropoda; Insecta; Diptera; Diopsidae. The transcript has 15 exons. Bases 102 to 5435 code for a protein of 1777 amino acids. Gene Ontology annotation, molecular function: protein binding. The record is from RefSeq and is a predicted model, not a curated record.
GAAGUCCUAAAAAGACUUCAUUCGCUAUUAUUUACGAAUUUCCUCUUACGUGACAUUUGUCAAAGAGCACAAAUAAAAACAAUUUUAGAAAUUUAUAAAUCAUGAUGAAAAAAGAACCGCCAUUAAAAAAUCUGGCUACUAAUGCUACGUCUAAUGAUUCAGAACACCUACUCAACACUGCAAAUGUAAAUAACGGCAAUAAUAAUAGUAAUAAUUACAGUCAAAAUAUUGGUUAUAAUAGUACGAUUAGUGCACUAGUACGUGGUAUACACGAGACAGGAAUACAUGAUCUGCACACAUUACAUUUGCCACUGAUGACGAAUACCGAUGAUGCAACAAAUGUUGAAAACACAGUCACAAAUUCCAAUGAUCCAGUUGCCAUACAUACACCACAACGUCAACAAUUUCCGCUUACAAAUAGAGUAUCUUCAUAUUCUACGCCAAAUUCUGUUCUAUCUACACCACGUAGUAAAUUUUCAAUAUCACCACAACCAUCCGCAACAUCCUUAACAAUACCACGUUUCAUUAUAAAUAUCGAACCACCUGAAACGCCAAAUGCUGAAGAUGAUUGCAACAAGACUAUUACUGGCUCCGAAGUGCCGCAUAGUCCAGGACGUCGUUUCAGCCAAUUAAAUUUUGCCUUAAGACGUUUUUCACACGCACAUUCUUCAGGGAACCUCAAUCGGUACGGAGAUUCUAUGGGUUCAUUAGGACAUCGAGCGCUGCUCCAAUAUGUUGAUUCUAACGAUAUAUCAGCUUUGCGUGCUAUUCUAGAUAGUCGUCAUGUACCCGUAGAUGAUCGGGAUGAGAAUGGUACCACAGUUCUUAUGGUUGUUGCUGGUCGCGGUCUAACUGCCUUUGUGCGUGAAUUUUUAGCACGUGGGGCUGAGGUGCAAGCUGAAGAUAAUGACAACUGGACUGCAUUGCUUUGUGCUGCCAAAGGUGGUCAUUUAGAUAUAGUGCAAUUACUUGUGGAUCAUGGCGCUGAUAUUGAACAUCGUGAAAUGGGUGGGUGGACAGCGCUUAUGUGGGCCUCUUAUCGUGGUCAUACAGAAUUAGUACGAUUUUUAUUGGAAAAAGGUGCUGACGUUAAUUCGCAUGGUAAUUAUCAUUUGGGUCCAUUAUUAUGGGCAGCUGGUCGUGGUUUUAAAGAAAUUGUGGAACUAUUAGUUCAACGAGGUGCUAAAAUAAAUGUUGGUGAUAAAUAUGGUACUACAGCAUUGGUCUGGGCUUGUCGUAAGGGUAAUGUCGAAAUUGUGGAUACGCUACUUAAGGCUGGUGCUAAUGUGGAUACGGCCGGUAUGUAUUCUUGGACACCUUUACUGGUAGCUACUACUGGUGGUCAUACGGAUUGUGUUACGUCUUUAUUGGAAAAGAGACCUAAUGUAAAUGCAUUAGAUAAAGAUGGUAUGACAGCAUUAUCGAUUGCAAGUCGAGAAGGUUUUCAGGAAAUAGCAGCUGCUCUUAUUGCUGCUGGUGCUUACAUUAAUAUACAAGAUCGCGCAGGAGAUACUCCAUUGAUUCAUGCAGUGAAAGGGGGCCAUCGUGGUCUUGUGGAAGCAUUACUAAAGAAACAUGCAGACGUGGAUAUUCAGGGCAAAGAUCGUAAAACUGCUAUGUAUACGGCUGUGGAAAAAGGACAUUCUCAUAUUGUUAAAAUAUUAUUACCCACCAAUCCGGAUCUCGAAGCUUCGACCAAAGAUGGGGAUACUGCUUUAUUAAGAGCGGUUCGUAAUCGCAACUUAGAUAAUGUACAAAUGUUGCUCGAUCGUAAAGCCAAAGUGACCGCAAGUGAUAAACGUGGCGACACUUGUCUACAUAUAGCUAUGCGUGCACGUUCAAAAGCCAUUGUGGAGGCUCUGUUACGAAAUCCCAAAAAUAGUCAGUUACUUUAUCGUGCAAAUAAAAGUGGUGAAACUCCUUAUGGUAUUGACACAAAUCAUCAAAAGACAAUUUUGGGUCAAGUAUUUGGAGCUAGAAGACUUAACACAAAUGAAGACUCAGAGGGUAUGCUCGGCUAUGAAUUGUAUUCAUCUGCAUUGGCUGAUGUCCUUAGUGAACCUACGCUUACAACACCUAUUACUGUUGGCUUAUAUGCGAAGUGGGGUAGCGGUAAAAGUUUCUUACUUAGUAAAUUGCGUGAGGAAAUGAAUAAUUUCGCCCGACAGUGGGCAGAACCACCAAUCAGAACAAGCGGUCUACUUUUUUUGGUUUGUUUGCAUAUUGCUUUGAUACUUGCUACUAUAGUUGGACUCUCCGUACAAUCAGUAAUGUGGGGUAGUAUAGCUGGUGUAAUAUUUCUGGUACUGACAUACUUGGUACUUGCUGGAAUUAGAUAUGCAAAUUAUGAGAUGGAUUUAUAUUGGGCAUAUUCCGUUCACCAUGGUAUCGAAAAACGCCUAGGACGACUACGUUUAAUACUGCAAGUUGCUUUCUGUCAUCCACCAGGCCCUCAAGCUGAACCUCAAGCUAAACCAGUACGCUUUCAUUUUGCUGAAGCAGGUAGUGCAUCGCCUACUGGUGAAGGAUCAGUUGCACAAAUGUUGACUUCACUUUUCGAAACUCUCGAAUUUCAUUAUGGUUGGCUUUCAACACGUUUAUAUCGCGCAUUUCGACCUAAAGUACUCAAAUCGUCUGCAGGUUGGCGUUGGAGACGCAUGUGUUGUGUACCAAUCGUAAUUAUAUUUGAACUGGGCUUGUUGACAUUAAUAGCUGGCAUAUCGUUAGUUACGGCUUAUUUUACGUUUGCGACCGCAGAUGAACAGCAACAUAUUCUUGUCUCGAUAUAUGUCAUUUGUGCGGUAUUAGUUACAAUAAUCUGUACAAACUUGCACGUCUUGGCAAAAGCGUUUGGCUCACUAUUUGUAUCUCAAGGGCGGCAUCUCAAACAAGCAGUACGUGGCAAUGAAGGUGCACCACUUACUGCUUUAGGUGCAGAAGUAGCGUUGAUGACAGAUAUGGUUAAGUGCCUAGACGCUUUUACAAAUCAACAAAGUCGUUUGGUUGGCGUUGUUGAUGCUCUGGAUUCCUGUGAUACUGAGCGUAUAUUGAGUAUGCUUAAUGCUAUUCAAACAUUGCUUUCAUCUCCAAAUCGACCGUUUGUGCUACUCAUUGCCGUCGAUCCCCAUGUGAUUGCCAAAGCUGCCGAAGCAAAUAGUCGUCGUUUAUUUACGGAAGGUGGUAUUGGUGGUCAUGAUUUUCUGCGGAAUCUUGUGCAUUUGCCUGUUUAUUUACAAAACUCUGGUUUACGUAAAGUACAGCGAGCACAAAUGACAGCUUUGCUUUUUAAAAGAAACUAUAGUGAAUUUCCGAAUGAAGAUGGUCCUACGCUAGGUCAUUCUGUUUCCGCACGUCGCCUUUCAAAUGCAUCGGAGAUAAUGUCCAGCCAAGAGAAGUUGCGUACACCACAUAAUGCUGCUCGAACUGCUGGAAAAAAAUUGCGGUUAUCUGAAUCAGUAGCUAGUUCAAUUGGCUCAAAUUUACAUCGGUUAGGUCAAAAUCCACAAGGUGUGUUAGACUUAUCGAAAAUAAUGCUGACAGAUGAUUACUUUAGUGAUGUCAAUCCAAGAAGUAUAAGACGUUUAAUGAAUGUAAUUUAUAUAACAGUGCGUUUACUCAAAGCAUUCCAAAUUGACUUUAGUUGGUAUCGUUUAAGUUCGUGGAUAAAUUUGACGGAACAGUGGCCACUAAGAGCCAGUAUGAUUGUUUUGCAACAUGAUCAAAGUAUGGACUCAUAUGAUGAUAACAUGUCCCUGCAAAGUGUAUAUGAAAAGGUACGCAUAAAAAUUGCUUGUUUGCGUGAAGCUGCACCUCUACUUGAACUGGAUAGAGAUGAACGCAAAUUAGAUGCCUUUUUGCAAUUGCAUAAGUCUGAUCUGCUCGUAGCUGAUUUACGUAUAUUUCUUCCAUUUACAAUUAAUUUAGAUCCAUACUUAAGAAAAGUAUUAAAAGAGGAUCAACAAAAUAUUGAAGACGAGGGUCCUAUUAUGAUACAAACAAAGCCUAAUUUGCUACCACCGGUACGCAUUCCAACAACACCUUCUACGUAUAUGACUUCACCAGCUGGUUAUCCGCCUUAUCACAUGUUUUCUAAUGAUUACACUUUUAAUGAACUAAGACAACGAAGCAUAGGUGCAAGUUUGGAACCACAAACCACACCUUUACUGAGUUCGCCAAAUGAAUCAUUUUCUGAGGAUAUACUACAAACAAGGCUUUCCGAUUUAACAGUUGAGGGUGUUAUUAGUUUGGUGGAACGUGUUGAAGACUUAAGACCUGCUUUAUUAAAAUUGGCACCAAUAUUAAAAGAGAAUUCUAUCACAGGUCGUGUGUUGAAAUACUGCGAUCUUAGUGAACUCAAAACUGUGCUUGGACUGAGUUUUGGUCAUUGGGAGUUGUUCCGUUUACUUGUUACCACUUUACGAGAUUGUGAAAAAGUGCAACGCAAAUUUAAGCCCACUCCAGCUAUUGCAGAUGUUCCAGCAAAUCCUAUAAUAAACAAAGACAGUACAGAUUCUCAUAAUUUAAUACCGAAUACGCAGCAUUCGCGUAAAAAUUCAACAAGUCACAUGGAAAAACAGCCAAAAGUUCAUGAUUACGAAUAUUUACAGGUUACUCUGGAAGAACAAAUGAUUUGUGGUGCAUUACAAACACUAAACGAAGAAGCUUUUGAGGAUGUUGCUAGCAGCGAACGCCCCAGUCCAUCAGGCAUGCCUACAGGUGAGAUGCUAGCUGCAGCUGCACAACUACAUUUAGCACCAAUACGCGAAUCGUCGGAAUUCGGUUCUCCAUCCGAUGAACAAAAAACUAAUAAUAUACUACAAUAUGCUUCAAACAACAAUUACAACAAUAUCAAUACACAAAAACACCUAAAUACAGACUACAAUCGCAGCGCUAGUACAAACUCAUUGCAAAGUCUAACGGGGGGAUUGUAUUUAAGUAAUGCUGACAGUGAACUAUAUGGUAACUCGAAUGUAUUAUCAUCCACCUUAAAUCCAACAACGUUGGUAACAUCAUCACCCGAACCAAUGCGACGCGAUUCUAUAUUGAAACCACAAGGCAGUAUGAAGACGAGCGAUAAACGUGUAUCGAUCAAACAAACAACAAGUGAUAUAACAAUUCCAAACAACAAUAACAAAAUAAUAGCAAAUGUUGAAUAUAUAUCGGAAAUAUCUUUGGUAAAUAAUACAACAGGGCCAAAACCCAUAGCUGUUGAAAGACGUCUUAAUAAGCCUCCAUCAGGACCACGUCCAGCUUCUCUGGUCAUCACGAAAAAUGACAAGAAGUCUGGACAAUAUAGAUACAAAAUGACACGUUCCUCGUCUGUUGAUUAUGAAGAUAUCGAAGGUCAACAUCAAACAAAUAAUGCCAACAAACUGACAUCUGAACAAAUGCAAGAAGAUGAAUCGGCGCCUUUAGUAUUCACAGUGCACAAAUGAUCCAUCGUUUGUACAUUCACAAAUGUGUUGUGUCUCCAAUAGUUUAUUAACAAUAUUUUUAGCUUUAAGCGAGUGUAAUGUGCAUAUUUAAUGAAUUUUCAC